Molecule: messenger RNA, 2107 nt
Organism: Papaver somniferum (opium poppy)
Lineage: Eukaryota; Viridiplantae; Streptophyta; Magnoliopsida; Ranunculales; Papaveraceae
Product: probable inactive purple acid phosphatase 27
Exons: 10
Coding region: 380-1987 (535 amino acids)
Molecular function (GO): metal ion binding; acid phosphatase activity
Source: RefSeq, a predicted model, not a curated record
AUGUGCAGUGUUAACUACGUUAAUACCAAUAAUUAAGAAUCUCAAACCCUGCUUAUAAAUUCUAAUCAAGUAUAAGCAGAUGUAUAUAUCCCUCACUAGUCACUACCAUACCAUCGUCUGAGUUCUUUCAAAGUAAACAAAUCCAACCAAUGGAGAUAAGUUCUAAGAUAAUAUCUGUUUUAGUGUGCUGCAUGUUAUUAUGUAGUUAUGUUGUUGAAGCCAAUAAUGUCAAUGGUGAUUUCUAUACUAAUCAUCAAGAAAUGAUGGGUGAGCAACCUUUGUCUAAAAUUUUUAUGCACGAAUUCAAACUAGGGAUUCAUGCAGAAGCUUCAAUUAAAGCUACUACCCGUCUUGUCGGAUUAAAGGGAGAGAGUAGCCAAUGGAUAAAUGUAAAGUAACAAAUAAUUUCAAAUGUCUUAUGCAUAGUGGUGCUAAUAGUCCAUUGUUGGUUUCUGCCCCAAUCAAGUACCAAUUCGCAAAUCAUUCAACUCCAGACUAUGUAAAUACCGGUAGUGGAUCUUUGAAGUUCCGUCUGAUCAACCAGAGAUAUGACUUUGCAUUUGGAUUAUUUUCUGGCGGGCUUUCCAAGCCGAAGUUAAUAGCUACUUCAAACAAGAUCUCUUUUGCAAACCCGAAGGCACCUCUUUAUCCUCGGCUUGCUCUUGGAAAGUCUUGGGAUGAAAUGACUGUAACUUGGACAAGUGACUAUGACAUAAACGAGGCUGUCCCUUUCGUUCAAUGGGGGCUCCAAGGGGAAGAACAAAUUCGGUCUCCAGCUGGAACGUUAACAUUUACGCAAACCAGCAUGUGUGGUCCACCUGCAAGAACUGUUGGUUGGAGAGAACCAGGCUUCUUUCAUACGAGUUUCUUAAAGAACUUGUGGCCAAAUUUAAAGUACACAUAUAAGUUGGGUCAUAGAUUGAUGGAUGGUACAUAUGUUUGGAGUAAAAACUACUCAUUCACUGCACCACCAUAUCCUGGGCAGAACUCAUUGCAACGCGUUAUCAUCUUUGGAGACACUGGAAAGGCAGAACGUGAUGGAUCCAAUGAGUAUCAAAAUUACCAGCCAGGAUCACUCAAUACGACUGAUACACUUACCAAGGACUUGGGUAACUAUGAUAUAGUCUUUCACAUUGGUGACCUGCCUUACUCAAACGGUUUUCUAUCCCAAUGGGAUCAAUUCACCGAAAUGAUUGAACCCAUUGCCUCCGCUGUACCAUACAUGGUCGCUAGUGGUAAUCACGAACGAGAUUGGCCGAAUUCAGGAUCCUUUUAUAACACAGCAGACUCUGGUGGUGAAUGUGGUGUACCUGCUGAAACAAUGUUCUAUGUACCAGCGGAAAAUCGUGCAAACUACUGGUACUCUGUGGAUUAUGGUAUGUUUCGAUUUUGCAUUGGUGACUCAGAACAUGACUGGAGAGAGGGAACCGAGCAGUACAAAUUCAUUGAGAAAUGUUUUGCAACAACGGACAGGCAAAAACAACCAUGGCUUAUUUUUGCUACUCAUCGUGGGCUUGGCUAUUCAUCCGAUGAGUGGUAUGCUCGACAAGGUUCAUUUGAAGAACCAAUGGGAAGAAGCAAUUUUAUUUCAACGUUACCAAGUGUGCUGGUACAUGUGCCUAUAGAGAGUGAUAGUCUAACAUACAUUGGUGUUUGUUGUUUGUUAUGUCAUGUCGUGCAGAAUAUUUGCGUGAGCCCUGCUACAUCGCACUUCUCAGGGCUAUGGAAUGGAACAAUUCACGUUGUUGUAGGAGGCGGUGGAAGCCAUCUGGCUAGUUUCUCAACUCUAAAGACAACGUGGAGUUUGUAUAAAGAUUUUGAUUUUGGAUUCGUAAAAAUGACUGCAUACAACCACACCUCUCUCCUUUUUGAGUACAAGAAGAGCAGCGAUGGAAAUGUUUAUGAUUCAUUCACAAUCACAAGGGAAUACAUGGAUGUUCUUGCAUGUACCGUAGACAGUUGUGCAGCUACUACUUUAGCUGCCUAAUUGCCUAGCCUUUAGUCUUUUACUUUUUUUACUAUGUAAAAUCCGUGGUAAAAAGGGGAGAUUUUAUGUGCUAUGAACAAUCUGCAUACACUAAGCUGUAGUAUAUGUGUAUCUGUUCGA